Pocillopora damicornis (cauliflower coral) is the source of this 2428-nucleotide messenger RNA. RefSeq names its product E3 ubiquitin-protein ligase TRIM45. Gene Ontology annotation, biological process: proteasome-mediated ubiquitin-dependent protein catabolic process; protein polyubiquitination. Lineage: Eukaryota; Metazoa; Cnidaria; Anthozoa; Scleractinia; Pocilloporidae. Gene Ontology annotation, molecular function: zinc ion binding; ubiquitin protein ligase activity; protein binding. The record is from RefSeq and is a predicted model, not a curated record.
CAAAGAUGCUCAGUACCAUAAACGCCGAAGAAAUCGGAAUGUUGCAAAUAGCACACCAAACCAAAGCAAGUCAGUCAGUAGCUGAAGGAAAAGGACUUGAAGAAGCAAUUGCUAAUCGUCAAGCACACUUUUCUUUGACCACAAGGAACUCUAAAGGAAGACAGUGCUACAAUGAAGAUGACCAUGUAACGGUGGAGAUCAUUGACGAACAAGGACGCGAAUGCGCAACGGAAUUGGAAAUAAUUGACAAUGAGGAUGGACUCUAUAAAAUCAGUUACUCUCCCAGAAAUGAAGGAAGAUAUAAAGUGGCGAUAAAGGUAAACGAGGUAUAUGGGCACGGUAGUCAAUUUAUUGUCCGCGCUAAACCAUUUCAGUUAAAACCUGUUUCAGCUUUUGGAGAGCAGGGUUCGUCGGUUGGAAAGUUUUCUUGUCCUUGGGGGGUUGCCGUGAACGCUAACGACGAGAUCGCUGUAACUGAUCAAUUCAACAACAGAGUUCAAAUUUUCAGUAGUGAAGGAAAUUUUUUAAGAUCAUUUGGUAAGAAGGGUGACAUGGUCGGAGAAUUCAACAUUCCUCGGGGAAUAACAUUUCAUAAUAAUGGCAAUAUUUUUGUAAAAGACAGUUUAAAUCAUAGAAUUCAGAUUUUUAGCGGAGAGGGUAAGUUCGUGGGAAGUUUUGGUGGGGAAGGAGACCUUGAUAGUCAGCUUGAUAAUUCCUUCGGUCUGUCUGUAGACAGUGAGGGGAAUAUAAUUGUUGCAGACGCAGGUAACAAACUGAUCAAGAUAUUUUCUCCAGAUGGCAAGUUUCUGAUGAAGAUAGGUGAAGAGGGCUCUUUUACUCUUCCUAUGCACUGUAUUCAGUAUGAUAGAUAUCUCAUAGUGUCAGACCAUAGUGAUCAUUGUAUCAAAGUUUUUGACAGGAAGGGUAAGUUUCAGUACAAGUUUGGAGAGAGGGGAGCUGGGGACGGGGAGUUUUCUUUUCCAGAAUGUUUGUCAGUGAACAAGUCAGGACAAGUUAUGGUCUGUGACUCAGGCAAUUGUAGAAUACAAGUCUUUGAACUAAAUGGAAAGUUUGUUGGUAAGUUUGGAACACAAGGUAAAAAUUUAGGAGAAUUCACUUAUCCAAGUGCACUAGCCGUUCUCAGUACAGGGAGAGUUGUUGUUGCCGAUGCUUGUAACAAUCGCAUUCAGAUAAUUGAGUAGUCCAUGUUCGCUCUGGUUUGACUUAUUUUGAGCAGAGUGAAAUUCAACCUCUUUCGACAUAAAUUAAUUGAGUUUUAUGUAAAAUUAAGAAAUGAAUAGAAAUAAAGCAAAAGGAAAGAAAUAAAAAGAAACUCUUUAGAGCACAUAUUCGUUAACUUUUGGCAGAGUGGUAGGACUGAAAAAAGGUUAAUCAAAUCCAAUAUGUACACCUGUGAAGCAUUCCGAUGGAAGCGUAUUGCUACUGAGAAUGUUAUGUUUACAGAACUUUUAAUAUACAUUUGGUAUUCAUUAUUUUCACAAAUGAGAGGUAGUGGUUAUUCAUUAUGAUUUGGUUCAUGUACAAUCAUAACAAAAAAUUACAGUCACUUCUUAUGUUGAACAAAACUUUGUAAUUUUUUAAAUGGAAUAAAGAUUUGAAAAUCUGUGGGCAAAUUCUUUCUAAAUAAAAUAAACAAAACAUGUAAGUUGUAGAAAGGUUAUUCCAGAGAACUUAAAGCCCUUUUUAGUCGUGUAUUUUGUAAGUGUCAUGUCAUGAUCUUACAAAUAACAAGGGUACUAAGAUUUCUGUAUAUAGUAAGUAUUUUAGGCAAAGAUGAUUUUUGAAUAAGAGAUUUAGGUGUUGACUGAAUCAAACUAAUAUGUUGCAGUCAAACAGAAAAUACAUUGCACUUGAUAAACCAAGGGCUGUAUUAGCAUGUGAAGAGCAGCCAAGUCAUUGGUUAAUUUUUUUAUAUGGACAGUUCAGAGAAAAUGUGGAUGGCUUUCAAUUUUUUACCCAAAAACAGAACCUUAUCUACAAACAUUGUCAUUAGCUAUCAGCUGAGAAUAGAUAUAACUUAAGAAAGGAUUAGCCUGCCAUUUCAAAAUGGAAAUCAUUAUCAUUAUUUUGUACUUUGAAAUGUAAGCAGAAUUCUUAGGAUUGAACAUAUUCAGAAGAGUUUAUAUGGUAAUGAUCUCAGAACCCACAUAAUGCUUACAUUCAUAUAUAAAACUAAAAUGAGGGGCUUGGAAAUUGGAGGCCUGGCCAUAAGACUGUUUUAAGUACAGCGGAUUCAUUUGAAUUUAUCUAGUUUUGUAGUAAAUAAGAAGUACUGCACUUGUAAAUAAGUAGCAUUAAUAAACACUUAUUGAACUGAGUUUGUAUAAUACCAUAUCUUCUAAAAAAAAUAAAGUGUGUCACUCAACUGUUUGACCUUUUGUAUUUAAUGAAGUUUUCAUCAUCAUUA